CAUCGCCGAUAAGUUUGCCAAGAACAUAUGUACGCCCAUCCACAGAAAUAUUCCCUUUCCCAUAUUUUUCGAAGCGUGUUAUUGCUUGAGUAAUUUUUCGCAGGAAGAAAAAUGGAAAAAGUUCUUCGUCGCAAAAUAAAUCAAGGAAUCGAAGUCGUCUUGUUGGAACAGGACAACUUCAUGGCAGAGGAAACGUGGACUAAAACUGGAGUCAAAAUUAAUUAUGAUGAGACUUUUAAAGGAAAAUAUCAACUCGAUUCGUACGUACUUAGGGUAACCGAGCAUGCCUUGGUGGGCCCGGGAAAUCCAAAACUUCGAAUUGCAUCCAGUCUUCAUAUCGAUGAAGUCACAGCAGAAUACCAAUUUUUCGAGUCUUGGUUCCUCUGUUUGUCAAAAACUGGUGAAUUUAACUCCAACUUUGAUCAGGCGUGGAAUAAAUUUAAAGAUUUGGCCAGAACCCAUAAAUCUGGAAUAUUCUCCGGCGACGAACUUGCCCAAUGUUUCGCUGGGAUUCGGAGCUACACCAAGGUCACGCAAUUUGCUAUUGGUGUCCUGACUAAAGCAGUCGUACUAAAAGAUCCUGAAAGACAGAGUGUGCCAUUUUCGGAGGUCGCAAAUUUGCUAACUUUAGCCAUAACGAAGAAAUAAGUAUGAAGAGGCGAAAACAAAAAAUCGCGCGGAUGAAAGACACAAGCUUCAAAUUAGAGAUUGGGCAAGCAUUGUUGCAUAUUUGGGAAUGUUGUUACAAAUGUUGACACGAUUUGAUUGAUACAAAUGCCACAAAAGUGUAUAAAUGUCACAGAGCUUUUUAGUUAACCACAUUCCUAAUUAAUUAGUAAUUGAUAAUUACAAAGAAAAUAUUUUGUCUAAUUAAUUGGUAAUUAGUAAUUAAACUGCUAUUUAAACCAAUUAAUUAGCUAAUUAAUUAAAAUAUUGACCAAUUUAUUGGUAAUCUUUAGUGAUUUUCUAAUUAAUUAUUAAUCAAAAUUAGUACCAGUUAACGUCAAUUAGUAAUUAAUAAUUACUUUAAACAUGCUAUUUAAUUGGAUAAUUAAUUAACCCUGGUAUAUCAUAAUCUUGGCAUUGGUUAUUGUUUUGCUUAGUUGUUCUAGACAUCUUAUCCGUCGAUGUGGUACUGACGUGCACACGAAUUUAAAUAUAUAGUUGAAAAUAUAUCAUAAAAAUAUAUUUUAACACUUUGAUGUGUCCGUGACGUGCGUAAUGAAUUAUAGCUUUGCUGAAAAUUUAUUUAACAAAUAAAAGCAGGAGCCGGAUAAACCUUCCAGAUUUUUAUCUGUUCUAGCCGCAUGAGUAGCAAUUAAUCACUAGGAGUAAUUAAAAAAAAUCAAAAUUGUACAUUGAUUGACACCCUUAGCGUAAUAAAUACUUAAUAAUAAGCGAAACUUAA
Molecule: messenger RNA, 1408 nt
Organism: Folsomia candida
Lineage: Eukaryota; Metazoa; Arthropoda; Collembola; Entomobryomorpha; Isotomidae
Exons: 3
Coding region: 112-648 (178 amino acids)
Source: RefSeq, a predicted model, not a curated record